Messenger RNA from Puntigrus tetrazona (Sumatra barb), 1070 nucleotides. RefSeq names its product transmembrane 4 L six family member 5 (gene tm4sf5). The record is from RefSeq and is a predicted model, not a curated record. Gene Ontology annotation, cellular component: membrane. Bases 113 to 715 code for a protein of 200 amino acids. Lineage: Eukaryota; Metazoa; Chordata; Actinopteri; Cypriniformes; Cyprinidae. The transcript has 5 exons.
GGUCUCAAAGGGCGCUCUGUGGUAUCAGUCAGAGUCUGUGCUGUACUAAGAAGAACACAGCCUUUGACUAUUUCUCCUGAUUUCUCUAUUUUUUUUAGACAGAUCCAUCACAAUGUGUACUGGGAAGUGUGCGCGUUUAGUGGGGCUUAUUCUUCUGCCCUCAGCUUUUUUGUGUAUAAUAGCCAAUAUACUUUUAUUCUUUCCUAACGGAGAAAAGCUGGAAACUGGCCAGAUUUCCCUUCAAGUCUGGCUUAUGGGAGGUGUUCUUGGUGGAGGACUAAUUAUGAUGUGUCCAAGCUGCUCAGCCAUCAGAGCCGGGGGCAAAGGCUGUUGCGGGGCAGGUUGUUGUGGAAACCGUUGUCGUAUGCUGAAUUCUGUUUUCUCUUCUGUGUUUGGCGUUGCUGGGUCAGUCUACUGUGCCUGUGUUGCCAUUGCUGCACUGGCUGUUGGGCCACUAUGCCAAGUCGAGAGUGGUAAAUGGGAAUAUCCCUUUGAGAAUAUGCCAAAGAACAGCAGUUACCUGGGGGAUAAGACUACAUGGUCCAUGUGCGUCUUUCCCGAGAACGUGGUUCUCUGGCACAUCGUGCUGUUCUUCAUACUUUUGGGUCUGUCUCUGAUCCAGCUGAUACUGUGUGUCAUUCAGGUUGUGAACGGAUGUGUAGGCUGCCUUUGUGGAGACUGCCGGAAAAAGAAAUCGGAUGAAGGAGGUCUGUGAGAUCUGUGGAUGAGCAAAACAACAACCACAAAUCAGCGACGAUUCAAUCUGCCAUCCUCACAACAGGAAAAGAGAUUUCACUACAUUAACAACUAAGCCAUCACUAAAACUGAUGUGUGUGUAUAUGUAACUUUAUUUUAACCUUAUUAUGUGCCAUUGCUACUAUACCUGUAAAUUAUAACCGAACAUCAGACUUGGCAACCUUGAUGUCGUGUUAGAUAUUAUAUAGAAAUAUCAAAAUUUGUUGUCCUUUUUUUUUUAUAUAAAUGUUGUGCAUUUUGGAAUAAAACAUCAUCAGGUCCUAAUGGUCUAAUACAACCGUCUUUUACAAUAAAACAAAAUUUGCUGACAUUUA